Caenorhabditis briggsae is the source of this 669-nucleotide messenger RNA. The record is from RefSeq and is a predicted model, not a curated record. The coding region runs from base 1 to 669 and encodes 222 amino acids. The transcript is spliced from 6 exons. NCBI's taxonomy places the organism in Eukaryota, Metazoa, Nematoda, Chromadorea, Rhabditida, Rhabditidae.
AUGUUCAAGUCCCUUAUAUUCUCUGUCUUUUUGGCUGUAUUAGUUUUUGCCAGAUUUGAUUCCGAUGAAGAACCAUGUAAGGAAGAAGAUGUGUCCACCGAGCCGACUACUGUCUCUACGGAUGCCCCUGCCAAUUUAACAUGUGAAUCUGGAUGGAAAAGUUUCCAAAGACCAUCUGGAGAGUGGUGUAUGAAGAUUGUCUAUGAGAACUCUGUUACCCAGCCAGUCGCCGAGCAACGCUGUCAAGCUCAAGGAGCGACGUUGACAGGUCUUCAGAAUCAGUUGGAGAUGCUUUAUGUGACAUAUACCGUAACCAACGAUAUCUUCCCUGAAAGUGGAAGUGUCUGGAUUGGAAUGAAAAGGACCGAGGCUUGUGCGAAUUCCACUAUUACCGGCGAAUGUAAAUGGGAUAACAGUUUCGUGUGGACCGAUAAGUCAGCUACAGGAAUCGAUGGAGUCAAUUGGGCAUAUAACCAGCCGGACAAUGCUAGAGAGCUCAGCCAACACUGUGUUAUAUUGAAUAUAGGUCCUUCUGGAUACUGGCUUUACUCCCAAAUUGGGUUAAUGGAUGAUAUGGGAUGCACAUUUGACUUCGUCGCAGAAGACCGAAAAGCUUUGGACGUCAAGGCGUUUGUCUGUGGAAAGAAGCCAAGUGCCAAGAUUAAUUAA